AAUUACUGCUCAGCACGUGCAUGCACGUGUGCUGAAUUCUGAUUGGACGAUUUUAAAAUCGCUAUAACUUCCUUAUAUUUGGUGGAAACGUUAUGAAAUUCACACUGUGGGUAUAUGAUACACAUGCCUGUUGAACGACAUCAACAAAAAUUCGGAAUCAUACACGUGUGCGCGUGUAUGCGCGUGCAACGCUUUCUUUCAUUUUUUGGUACUGAAAUGACCAUAUUGAACGUACUACAUGUAAUUAAAGGCUAAAAUAAAAUGAUUUUUUGCUAUAGAUUCACAAAGACAUCGCUUUUUAAUUGGGGGAGGUUUGGGGAACAUAUGUAACGGUCCCCGUUACAAUUAGAACUAGUUUUUCGUGAAACUCCCGAAAAUUCCGAAUACUCUAAAUGACUUUUUAUAGAGUAUCCAUGUAGUUCUUAAGAAUAUCCCGUGUGUUAUCAUCUGAGGAGAUGUUUGUGUCCGCUGUUUAAAUAAUUUGUGUCGAUAUUAGGUGUGCUCCUUUUGUAAAAGUGUGUUGGUGGACUUUCAAGCACGUGCUCGAGUGCAAAGGACAGAAAAAAGACAAGUGUGAAUUCGCAAAUGAAAUAAGCAUUUUCCUAUGAGUCGUGAGUUAACAUAACAUUGCUAGAUCUGCUGGUGUCAUUUUGAUCCAAACUCGAUUACAAUCCUAUUAAUUCCCAUUGUAUUAUUGUCAUAAUUUUACAAUAAAUCUACAACAAAUUUACGAAGAUAAAACGAUUAAUCAACGGUUUUAACAUCACAUACAUUUACAUAGAAAACCAACUGCAUAAAAUUGGAAGGGCUGCAAAAUUUAGGCCUAUGCUCAGCGCUUAUGGCCUUUGAGCAGGGAGGGAUCUUUGUUGUGCCACACCUGCUGUAACACAGGGCCUCGGGUUUUGCGAUCUCAUUCGAAGGACCGCUCCAUUUAGUAGCCUUUUACGACAAGCAAGGGGUAAUGAGGACCUAUUGUAUCCCGGGUUCUCAUGGGACAACUAUAGAAGAUAGAAGAUAUUUUUUUUAUAAUCAGGGAUAUUAUGCAAAGAUAUUAUCUACAUGUACUGUAAAAGUGGGUAUUUACGCGUGGGUGAAAUUUACACUAAUUUCGCUGUCACUUGAUAAGCGCGUAAAUUUCCCCCACACGUAUAUGGAUGAUUGAUUGAAUGUUGUUUAACGUCCCUCUCGAAAAUGCAUUUUCUUUCAUUUCUUUCCAAAAAAAAAAUUCCAUUUAUAUUAUGUUAAAAUUUUAUGCCACUUAGCCGAUCUCCAAACUUCAUCGAAUGCCUUUUCAAAAUCUACAUAAGUGCAAAAUAAUUUCUUUUUCUUACUCUUCAGUAUGUCAAUGAGCGAGUUAAGAACAAAAAUAUUAUCUGUUGUAGAGUAACCUUUCCGGAACACGGCUUGGUUUUCACAUAUGAUGUUAAAUUCAUCCGAUAAUAUAGUCAAUCUAGUGUUUAAUAUCGAUGUGAAAAGUUUACCUGCACAGCUUAAUACUGUAAUCGGCCUAUAAUUUCUAGGAUCGCUUUGUGCUCCUUUUCGUUUGGUAAAUUGCCACUGUCUAAUAUGAUAUUGAAUAUUUUCACAUAUGAACUUAGUAGUUUAUCAAUGGAGUAUUUUAUGUAUUCGUUUAUUAUUCUAUCAUCUGAACAAGCCUUGCCAUUUCGUAAAUAUUUAAUAGCUUUCUUGACUUCGUCUUCAGUAUUUUCUGCAUUUAUGAUAUCAUCAACGCGUUCAUUUUCCCUUACAUCAAAAUGCAGGAACUCCCCUCCAUGCACCAUAAUUGGCUUCAUUCAGAUCUCUAAAGUAUUGAAAAAGAGUAUUUAUAUCUAUGUUAUUCCUACGCUUUGUCUUCUGAUUACCAUUAAUUAGUUUCCAAUAUUCUCUUGGAUUAUUGCUUUUUAGUUAAUAAAUAUUUUUCUUCAUUUUGUUCCUGUGUUCCCUUAUGGAUUUAUUCAUUUUUUCAAUUAUUUUAUAGCAUUUCUUCUCACUUCUAAUUGUGUUUCUGUCCUUUUAUUUUGCAUGUGAGUACGUUUAGAUCUGUGGUAUUUUUUCCUAGCAAUUUUACAUUCUUUAUUAAACCAGGGUUUAUGAUGUGAAUCAGGGUUUUUUCUCCCUUUUGAGGUAUAAGUUCCGAAAGUGUAUAUAACUGCAUCUGUAAUUAUUUUACAUAAAGUCUCUACACCGUCAUUAACAAUGUGCUGAUCACAGUUAUAGUGAUUUACCAUAUCUAAAUUCCUAUUCAAACUAUCUAUUUUCUCUGAGUCCAUGUUAUCUACGAAAAGUCUAGAUUUUUCAGUGUCCUAUUUUACGAAAGACGACAAUAAUAUUAUCAAUCAACUAUCAGAAUGCAGGCAUGAUGUCAUAUCUAAAUUAACGAGAAAUUUGGGCUAAAAUAUUCUGAGGUAUUGUGUUUUUAUCGAAUAAAAAAAAUCUGGGACCGGGACCGAAGACCGGGUUUUAGUCACGGGACCGAGACCGAAGACCGGGACCGAGACCGGGUUUUAGUCAGUAUCGCCGCCAUCAUGUUAUAUUUUAAAACUGUUAAACUUUCUUAUUUCUUUGAUGUUUUCAUCAAUUUAAGUAUUACUGAGAUUCAAGAGUUCCCGCCCUAACCUGGCAAUAUUUGCAGUAUGCAUUACAUCUAUCUCUGACAGGUAUUCACAAUGUUUGGCUAAUUUGCAAUGCUUCAGUGACCUAACAGUUGUCAUGACUUUUUGCAACGAUAAAAAUCGUAUAUUAAGUAACAUUGUUGAGGGAAUACGAUGCAUCAGAAGAAUAAUAAUUACCUCGCCCGUACUUCGCAGGUAGCUACAGCAUCGUAUUGACCCCAGAGAUGUCAAUAAUUGUUGUAUCAUAUGACUGAAUAUUUAUAUUGACCUCCGAAAUGUCAAUAUUUGUUGUAUCAUAUGACUGAAUAUUCAUACUAACCUCCGAAAUAUCAAUAAUUGUUGCAUCAUAUGGUUGAAUAUUUAAACUACUAGAGCUGUAGAGAUUAUGACACGGCCUCGAGUGCAAGACUUUUUAAUUGACUACCUCCAAAAAAGAACGGUAUGCGCGGAAAUUCACCUCUUUUUUUUUUUUUUUUUUUUGUUUUUUUUUUUUUUUUUUUUUGUUCCGAUGUUAGAAAUUCGCCUCCUUGGAGUUUCAACUUGACUUACUUACUGGGUGUAGUUAUUUUGGAAUACAUUUCCUUCUCAAGAGAGUGUUGAUAAAAAUUGUGGUUUCAUGAAUUUUCAUGGGUACCUAAUUUCAUGGUUUUGAUAAUUUUAUUAUGUAAUGAUGUAAAUUAUUGAACCCUUUCCUUAUGAAUAGAAACAGUAUCUCGUAUAUCACUUCAUUUUAUUUAUUUAUUUAUUUUGUUUUGUUUAAUUCUUUUAAUUUUUUUUUUCAAUCACAAUCACAGAAAGUACGAAAAAUGUAUAACAAAUAGUGAUGAAAUCACAGGUCUUACCCAAUUACAUAUGUUAUCAGUUUUUCAUGCUAUUACGGUAAAUGAAUAAUGAUGUUGGGUGAAUCCAUCAGUAACUUUUUGGACUUGUAUCUAUCCAUGAUGACAUACUAACAGCUAUCAUAACCUUAUAACACCCCAGUACAGACGACCUUGACCAAUCUCUUUUAAAAGACGCCAUCAUACAACACAUAGCACAGCUGUUAUGCAUUUACGGAAACGGUAAUUUUCAAAACGUAUCAAAUUUGUAUUUUGUAGCAACCUGUCAUGAAAACCCCCAAGUACAAUAUGUAAACAUCCUCAUAGAGUCUUAUUCAAAUCUGUUCAUAAGGACAGCGCCACAAAUAUAGGAAAUCAUAGGGCACUUCUCCUUAAAAAUCCAAAGGGUGACCAAUUCAUAAAGUAACCACUUGUCCUGGAAAGGGAUAUGACAAUAUAUGUUCUGUGUAAUAUGGUAUAAUUAGCAUUUCCUUAUUUACAAGCCAUAAAAACUUCAAAUUAACGAUUAAAAUGUGGUUUCUGCAUGCAACGGGAAGUUUUUGUUACCAAGAGCAUAAUCUUCGGACAAUCUGAUGCCUAAAGUCUGACUUUUGAUAUACGGCUAGAAAACUCUCCACCGAUCACAAAAGUAUGCGAGGAAUGAAUUCGAGAGACAUUGGUUAUCGGGCACAUGGAGUGUAUGUAUUGGUUCUACUUGGACUGUUCACAGCGAUCACUAAUGGCUGCCCAUCUGUCUGUCAGUGUGCCGAGGACAUCGCGGAUUGUUCAAACAAAAACCUUUCUUAUAUCCCAUACCUUCCAAACCCAUUUCGAAAAAUUUAUCUUUCGGGAAAUUUCUAUCAGAAUAUCACGAGUCGAACAUUCCACAACAUAUCGGCGAAUGUGUACUUUCUUGACGUUUCUAACUGCAAAAUUCGACAAAUUUCUUCUCAAGCCUUUGCAGGACUACAACAACUCAGAUUAUUAAAUAUCAGUUACAAUAAGUUUGGGCAAGAUCAAAUAUCCGUAUCAAGUAUAUUUUCUUUAAAUAUUUCAAGUCUGGACCUCUCAGGAACGAAUACAAAUCUUGAUUUUUUCGCCAGUAUUGAAUGUUUUUCACUUGAAAAACUAUUUUUAAAGAAUAAUCAAAUCAACGGAGUUGUUAAUGGUUCCUCUUUCGUGAAUAUGCCAAACAUCCGGGAACUGGCUUUAGAUGACAAUGGAAUUUAUAAUAUAUCCGUUGAAGGGUUGAAAAAACUAUCAAAUCUUUCCUUGAAAUUGAAUGAAUUCAUAUUUUUUCCAAAAUUUUGCGAUUCCUCCAAUGGAUCUCUAACUCCAUCAUUAGUUUAUUUGGAUCUCCAGCAAAAUCACAUUUCAAACUUGAUAUACCUAUACAAGGCCCACAGGUGUGUGAGGUCGCUCACUCAUUUGGUCCUGUCUUACAAUCCGAUCAGAAUUCUGAGAAACGAAACAUUUGCUGGACUACCAUGUUUAACACACUUAUAUCUUGACAAUCUGUUUAGCGUUGAAAUGAUCAUCGAAGACAUGUCGCUGGCGUCGGACACUCUUCAAGAACUCUACAUCGGAAACAUUGGUGCAAAGACCCCCCCAAGAUUCCGUGCAAACUAUGUUUUCAAAAACUCGAGUGAGUUAGUAAAACUAGACAUGUCGCACAUGUACUUGAUGGAAUCCAAUGUAACGUCCUUAUUACAACCAUUAAUCAAACUAAAAGAACUUAUUCUGUAUGGCUGCCGACUACUAGAAAUUCCACCCGCAAUUUCCAGAUUGUUUAAUCUUACAUCAGUGAAUCUGGGAAACAAUUACAUUGGGUCGUUUUCUUCUCAUUUAUUUGAAAACUUAAAGCAUCUUAAAAAGUUAGCUUUAUUCGCAAACAGGAUUAGUGUCAUUGAUACCAACUCCAUUUCUCCGGCAGUGCUGAGUCGUCUUCAUGAAUUGGACGUCCGUUGGAACCCCUAUGCAUGUACAUGUGAUUUGUAUUGGUUUAUAAACCACAUCAUGAAAGAAAAGAAAACUAUUUUAAUCAGUAGUGAUCCAUCGGAUUACAGAUGCUCUUCUCCGAUACAUAUGUACAAUCGCACUCUAUCAAGUUAUGAUCCGUCAUAUUAUCAGUGUCAUUCUUUGACAACUCAGGAAGUAGUUGUGAUUGCGACAAGCUCUACUUUCGUUUUACUGAUCAUGCUGGUCGUGUUUUACAAGAAAUACAAAUGGCACAUCAAAUACUACCUUUAUCUGCUUCGAUCACGCAAAGGUUACGAGAGAAUCGGUGGAACGGAUGACGAAACAUUUUUGUUCGAUGCUUUCGUCGCAUACAAUGAAGACGAUCGUUCUUGGGUCAUCUCAAACUUGAUGUCGGAGCUCGAGGGUAAAGAGCAAUACCGACUGUGUCUUCAUGAGAGAGACUUCCUCCCCGGGAAGACGAUUUUCUCUCAGAUAUCCCACACCAUACAAAGAAGUAGAAAGGUUAUUCUAGUGAUAUCAAACAGCUUUGCUAAAAGUCAGUGGUGUCAAUAUGAGACUCUGGUGGCGCAAAACCGACUGAUUGAUGACGGCGCCAAUGUAUUGAUUGUCGUGUUACUGGGAGAAAUUCAGAGCAAAUUCAGGACGGAAUCUUUAUACAUGCUACUUAAAACUAUGACAUACAUAAGAUGGCCUCCUGCUAAUUCGCCUGGAAGGGAAUUGUUCUGGAAUAAGGUUAAACUUGCAAUGAAGCCAUAAUGCAUCAGCUGCACACACAUAUAUAUAACACCAGUGAUAAUGUGAAUACUUAUAGUCCCGACAACAAUCCUUUUCAACGUCGUUGCUGACAUCCCCCGAUCAUCGAGUUUCAAACACUAUAUUUCGCUUUGAAAACGAACUCUACCACAUUUUGAUGCUUUAAAGUUGUAGUUUUUCCAAGUCUUUGGCAAGUUUUAACAAUAUUUUCCUUCAAUAAAGGCAGGAAAACAUCAGUUCGUCGCGCAAGUCAUUAAUUUCUUUAUUGUCGGAGAUUACAACAGCAGAUGCGGGUUCCAUUCAUUUCAGGGUUUCAGGUCUAUCAAUCAGCGUUAAGACUUUCACAGAUACUACUUUCUCAGUAAUCUUAGUUGACUGAAAUGAACGCACUGAUCAUGAUUUGAAAAAGCAACUCAUUCAAAAGUGUUAGUUCAGUAGAUUACACGUAUUUCUUUAUCCAACUAUUCUCUUAUCUGCAACAAACAUUGCGAAUUUGUUUGAAUUUAGUGCUGAUUUUUGUGUCAACCCAAUCUUGCUUGUAGUAUUUUAUUUCUUCAUCUAAAUCUUAUGCCUUUAUAUCUGUAUAUUUUUAAAUGAAAUGUAUAUUUUAUUUGGUUUUUUUUUUUUUUUUUUUUUUUUUUUUUUUUUUUUGUUAAUCUGGGAUAUGUCUGUGCAUAUGUGUACAUGUAUGCUAUGUGUCCAAGUUGUUAACCUGUGAUAUGGUCUGUGUAUAUAUGUACAUGCAUUUUAUGUGUCUUUGAUAUAUGUGAUAGUCAGUUAAAAAGCUCGACAAAGCUUGUGUUGACUUGUUGAUUGUAUAUAUAUAUAUAUAGUACCGACUUUAAAUAAAAUUUACCUUACUUUCUCUCAGUCACGAUACGCUAGAUUGAUUUUGUACAAUAUUACGUCAUUUGACUUCCUUUGAAAUUUGAAUGAAAACAUCAAUGUAUAUUCCUUUUACAUCUACUCAUUAAAACAUUAUUUCAUUA
This is a messenger RNA of Ostrea edulis (European flat oyster), 7152 nucleotides long. Its product is annotated as toll-like receptor 4. Lineage: Eukaryota; Metazoa; Mollusca; Bivalvia; Ostreida; Ostreidae. The transcript is spliced from 2 exons. Gene Ontology annotation, cellular component: membrane. Gene Ontology annotation, molecular function: protein binding; transmembrane signaling receptor activity. Gene Ontology annotation, biological process: immune response; toll-like receptor signaling pathway. The record is from RefSeq and is a predicted model, not a curated record. The coding region runs from base 4082 to 6166 and encodes 694 amino acids.